Molecule: messenger RNA, 2367 nt
Organism: Tripterygium wilfordii
Lineage: Eukaryota; Viridiplantae; Streptophyta; Magnoliopsida; Celastrales; Celastraceae
Exons: 10
Coding region: 66-2255 (729 amino acids)
Biological process (GO): lipid metabolic process
Cellular component (GO): extracellular region
Molecular function (GO): lipase activity
Source: RefSeq, a predicted model, not a curated record
UUACUGCAGUAUCCUAGUCUUUCUUCUUUCUUCUUCACUAGUACUUAAUUGUGAAGAAGCCAGAUAUGUCUGCUGCAGCUGGUUCUUCAGUACUAUUAUUGUUCAUAAUAGUGAGUACUAGUGUGUAUGUUAAUGUUGUAUACAUGGCAGCGGGAGGAGCUUCAGUGAAUAUUCCGGCCAAUGAAACUGUUCCGGCGGUAAUCGCGUUCGGGGAUUCGAUUGUGGAUUCAGGGAACAACAACUUUCUUGAAACUGUAAUCAAAUGUAAUUUCCCUCCUUAUGGUAAGGAUUUCAAGGGAGGACUUCCUACUGGAAGGUUUUGUGAUGGAAGAGUCCCUUCUGACUUGAUUGCCGAAGAACUUGGAAUCAAAGAAACGGUGCCAGCAUAUUUAGAUCCAACGUUGAAACCUCAAGAUCUUAUCACAGGAGUCUCAUUUGCUUCAGGAGGCUCAGGAUACGAUCCUCUCACACCCAAAUUGGUAUCAGUGAUAUCACUAUCAGAUCAAAUUGGUUACUUCAAAGAUUACAUAAUGAAGCUGAAAAUGAGUGUUGGAGAAGAGAGAACAAACUUCAUUUUGAGCAAAAGUAUCUUCGUUGUAGUAGCAGGCAGCGAUGACAUAGCCAACACUUACUUUGCCCUUCGAGUUAGAAAAAUCCAGUAUGAUGUUCCUGCCUACACUGAUCUCAUAGCUAACUCUGCUUCCACUUUCAUUAAGGAAUUAUAUGAGUUGGGGGCAAGAAGAAUGGCAGUUUUCAGUGCACCACCGAUCGGGUGUGUACCAUCACAAAGAACACUAGGAGGAGGUAUCCAAAGAGAGUGUGCAGAGGAUCCCAACAAAGCAGCCUUGCUCUUCAACUCCAAAUUAUCUGCACAGUUAGAUAACCUAGCCACUUCCUUACCUAACAGCAGGAUUGUCUACAUUGAUAUCUAUAAUCCUCUGCUUGAUCUCAUCAAAAACCCCACUCAACAUGGGUUUGAAGUGUCGAACAAAGGUUGUUGCGGCACGGGGAAUUUGGAGGUGGCAAUACUCUGCAACCAGAUUGUUUCAGAGGCAUGUCCAAAUGCAUCGAGUUAUGUGUUUUGGGAUAGUUAUCAUCCUACAGAGAAGGGAUACAGUGUACUUGUUAAGCAACUACUCAGCAAAUACUCAAUUUCUUCAGCAGCAGCUUUGUUCAAGGUAUUGUUGUUGAUAUGUGUAUUGGUGGGUGUUUGUUUAAGGAGAAGUGAAGGUGUAAUUAAGCUUCCAGGGAACAGCACAGUACCAGCAGUGAUACUGUUUGGAGACUCAAUAGUGGAUACUGGUAACAACAAUAAGCUCCAAACUCCUGCCAAAUGCAACUUCCCUCCUUAUGGGAGGGAAUUUAAAGGUGGGAUGCCAACUGGGAGAUUCUCCAAUGGCAAAGUCCCUGCUGAUUUUCUAGUGGAAGAACUGGGGAUUAAAGAGCUAUUGCCGGCAUAUCAGGAUCCGAAUUUGCAACCUAAAGACCUACUCACCGGUGUAAACUUCGCCUCCGGUGGCGCAGGCUUUGAUCCUUUGACAUCACAGAUAGCCAUGUGCUAUUCAUUAGAGGAUCAGUUGAACCAGUUCAAAGAAUACAGAGGAAAAGUGACAGGGCUCAUCGGUGAAGCAGGGGCAAGUAACCUUGUAGCUCUGUCUCUGGUUUUAGUGGUAGCUAGCAGCAAUGAUAUUGCGACUACCUAUUUCGAUUCGCGUAUCAGGCAAGCACAUUAUGAUAUCGGUACCUACACUGACAUUGUUGUCCGAUCGGCUUCCGAUUACGUCAAGGAAUUAUAUGGCGUCGGAGCACGAAGGAUCGGCCUUUUCGGUGCUCCGCCACUAGGAUGUAUCCCGUCGUCGAGAACUGUGGCCGGCGGCAUACAAAGAGAGUGUAAUGAUACCUACAAUCAAGCUUCACAAUUGUUAAACUCCAAACUAGCUGCAGAGUUGAGCAUCCUCAAUGACGACUUGCCCGGUGCAACUGUGGUUUAUAUUGAUAUCUAUAACCCUAUACAAGACAUCAUCGAUAACCCAGGAAAAUAUGGGUUUAACAUUGUGAACAAAGGAUGUUGUGGCACAGGACUAAUAGAAGCAUCAGUGUUUUGUAACCAGUUCAGCCCACACACAUGUCCAGAUGAUUCAGGUUAUCUUUUCUGGGAUGGGUUUCAUCCCACAGAGAAGGCUUACAAGAUUCUCACCACGGAAAUUAUCAAGAAUUCUGUCAACCAAUUCUUGUGUGGUGAUACACCCUGUUGAGUUCACUUGAUUGCUACGUACCCUACACAAACCCUAUAUGGCCCCAUUUCCACAUUAUUCAAGACAAAUCUAAUUUCAUGUUAUAUUACUAAAGUUGUCAAAUGUUCAUGUC